CCGUGGUGAAGACGUCGUGUCGGAGGCAGAGACUCCGCUCCGGGAGCAGGUGAGAAACACGCGUAGGAAUGAGCCCGCUGAACAGGGGCCCGCUCAUGGGGCCCAGAAUACCGCCGCCCCGGUUCGUCGGUAGACUAACGCCGCGCCACGGUAUGCCGCCGCGGAUGCCGCCGCCGCCGCCGCCGUUGAAUCCGAUGUUCGGGCCGGGCGGGCCGCGCCAGAGGCUGCCGCCGCCGCCGCGCUCCGGGGUGUCCCGGCCCAACGGCAUGCUGCCGAGGUUCCCCGGCGGCCCCAGGGCGCGCGGCAUGGCGCCCAUCGUGCCGCCUAUGGGGCCGCGCGGCUCCGGCCUACCACUUGGCCCGCCCAUGCGGCCGUGGCCGCGGAGGAUGCCGCUGCCGCCGCAGAUGAUGCCCAUGAGGCCCAGAUUCGCCUCGGAACGGAUGGGCAACGGGAACGCGAAGGGCAAGGCGAUGGGGAGCUCGAAGAAGAGCAAAUUCGACGAUUUAGAAUUAAAGAAACCAUGGAUGACUGACGAAAUUCGUAAUGAGAUUCAAAGAAAAAACAAACUGUACGCUAAAGCAAAAAAGAACAAAGAGGCAGUAGAAUGGGAAGAAUUUAAGGAUAUUCGCAACCGAGUCACGAGGAUGAUAAGAGACGCAAAAAAUGAAUACCUUGCAAAGCAUCCGGAACAGGCUCAUCUGUAUCCAGUUGAUGAAGAGCCGUAUGAUCAGAGAGAUGAAAAUAAUGUCAGUUCUGAUGACGACGACGCACCUCAUUAUUGCGAGGUCUGUGAUAGAGAUUUUCCAUCCGAGGAUGCCCUUGUCGAGCACAAAAGCACGCACAUGCUUUGUGGGAUUGAUGACUGCACGUUUUCGGCGCAUCCUAUGCUCGUUCAAAAACAUAUUAGUAUGCAGCAUCGUACCGGUUUGUAUCAGAGAAUUAAGGAUUUGUCGACACCGGAAGACAUCGAGAAAUGGAUAACUGAGCGGAAAAAGAGGUAUCCCACUGAGGAAAACAUCAAGUUGCGCAAGGCGGAAGAGCAAGAAAAAUUACAACGAGGGGAAGUAAUCAAGGAAAAUUCUAAUGUACACAUGAAAAUGAAAAAGAACAUGCGCGAGAAAAAACGCAAACCUCGCAAACGACGUACAUACGAAACUAACAACUCCUUCCAUGCGGUAGAAACGUAUAGAGGUUUACACCCGUUUCCUGGAAUAAGUGUUUUACAAGAAGAUAGCCUGGCUUGCUCGGAUGAACAGGUGGGACAAACAGAUUUGCAGGAAAAUGUUAUUGACAAUAUCUCGGACGAGGAUGAUGUACCGCAAGCACCUACGACACCCGAGUCCACUAAUUUACCCGUGAUCAGUUUGCCUGUAUUACCUAUUUUAGUAGCAGAUUAUGAAAGUGAAGACGACGAUGAAGGUCCAGAAGAAGUGCCGGUGAAAAAGGUAAAAAUAGAGGAGCAAGAUACUAAGGUAACGGAUGAUACGAUCAAAGAAGAAGAUUCUGUACAAGUUUGUGAAAAGACUUCUGAUACACGAUCUGAUACCAGUGCGGGUGAUAACUCAAGUAAUAAACAAAUUAAUGAAAAUUCAAAUAAUAAAUCUCAAGAUACUGUCGCUAAAUAUCAAAAUAAGCAAAUUCCCGAAACAAAUCGAAUACUAGCUAAUAACAAAAAUGAGAGGAUUCUACAUAGAUAUCGUAAUAAAUUAUUAGAAAAAUUGCUUUCGCGUUCCAUACAGCAUGAAAGAAAUUUAAUUUGUCAGUGCGUGAAAUAUAUUAUAGAAAACAAUUUCUUCGAUUGUAACUGAUCUGGAACGAUUAUGCAAAAGAAUUUAAGAACAAUUUUACGGCGUUUUUUCUAAUACAAAUAUAAAUAUUUAUAAGAAUAAAAAUCUGUGAUUGUUAAAUCUACAAAAUGUA
This is a messenger RNA of Vollenhovia emeryi, 1920 nucleotides long. It is a transcript of the gene Nufip, whose product is annotated as nuclear fragile X mental retardation-interacting protein 1. The record is from RefSeq and is a predicted model, not a curated record. The transcript is spliced from 6 exons. Gene Ontology annotation, cellular component: nucleus. Lineage: Eukaryota; Metazoa; Arthropoda; Insecta; Hymenoptera; Formicidae. Bases 69 to 1808 code for a protein of 579 amino acids. Gene Ontology annotation, biological process: box C/D snoRNP assembly. Gene Ontology annotation, molecular function: RNA binding.